AAGGAUGGAAGGAUGGAAGGAUGGAAGGAUGGAAGGAUGGAAGGAUGGAAGGAUGCUCCCGCGCUCGCCUCUCCUCCCUCCGUCUUUCCCAGCCGGGAGGGUCCUCCGGGUGCCGGGCUCAGUCGGCAGCUGCCUUCGGAAGCAUGUGUGGCGCCGGGAGGGUGAACUUCUUCUCUGAAGUUAAACUUCUUGGAAGUUAGAGGCGGUUCCCAGAAAAUGGCGGGGAUGCGGUUUGUCCAUGGAAGGGCACAGCCCGCGGCUCAGGAGCCCUCCGAGGUGAAGCAGAUUUUUUCUUCCAAAAUGACAUUACGAGUUCUGGUUUUGUGUUUGGCAUAUUCUGGGCUUGGAAAGGCAGAUGUGGUUCCACAGGCUGGACACACAGAAGUGAGGAUGGGUGACAAUGCAACUCUGAGCUGUGCCCUGACAAAAUCCAUGGAUGUUUUGCAAGUGACGUGGCAAAAGGACUCAGAAGGAUCAAAUGAUAAUAUAGCUACAUACAGUAAAGCAAACGGACUAAAGAUUCACGAGCCCUAUAAAGGCAGAAUGAAUUUCACAAGUUUGGAACUCAACAAGACAAGCAUAACUUUUUGGGACACUAGAAUGGAUGAUUCAGGACAUUACAAGUGUCUCUUCAAUGUUUUCCCUGUGGGCUCCUUGUCAGGAAAUAUCCACCUGAGUGUUUCUGGUCUCAAUGCAUCUGUCCAUCACAACAUUUCUGAAGAUCAUUUGAUAGUCACCUGUAAUGCUUAUGGCUUCCCAGAGCCCACCAUCACCUGGAACAACCUGUUCAAUUCUACUCCCACACAGAAGACAGUCAAGCACAAAAAUGGGAUUGUGUCCAUCACCAGUAAACUGGAAGUCUACAACAUUCAGAGCAUCAGUGCACGGGAUUUGACCUGCACAGUAAGCAACACAAAUGAAGCAGUUGAAUUGCCUGUGAAAAUAAAAGGAGGUAGAAGAGGGAUCAUCUCUGCUUUGGUUGGUGAUUAUUGCAGUGCUUCUAGUAGUCAUCACAGUUCUGAUUAUGCUCUUCUGGAGGAAGAUCCUAUGCAGGAUGAGUUGAAGUGGACCCUUGAGGAUUUCCAUCCAUCUACCACAUCAUUAGAAGCCGGCAACCUGAAGUCAACAUUACACAUAGUGACUUGACUGGCUGGAAAGAAGCAGCAAAAAAAGGAGAAGACAUCAUAUACACUGUCUGGAAGCUGGGAUGAUCACUGAAAUGACUAACACAACAUUUGUUGUCUGGUCUAGGCCCUUAAAAUGUAGGACUGGAGGGACCACUUGGUCUGCUGCUCUGCAGAGGAGGAGAUUUUGUCAGGCAAAACCUUCUUUGCCAUACCACUCUUGAUCCUGUUGCUGGGCAAAAUGUAUUUGUCUUCUUCCAGCUGAGUUUUGAAAAUGUCCAUGGAUAGAAGCUCUGCAGACUGUCUUCCAGUGCCAAAUUGUUCUUGCAGUAGAGAGAGAUUUCAUUUUUGCCAACAUCGUCUGCAAUUCCACUUGCAGCAACUCUCAGAGUUCAUCACUCUCUUCCUGUCAUCUGGCUUUUCUUCUCUUAUCCAGCUGUUCCAGCUCCUUUUUCUCUGUCAGGAAAGACUUGCUGGACUCAAAAUCACAGGACUCAAACCACACAGGAUUUGCCAAAAUUACUGGGGAAGAGCAAUAGGUCUCCAAGCAGGUGACUACAUAAAGGCAAUAGCAGCCACAGUUUGGAAGGAAGAAUUGUAAGUAAUUUGUAUAAUAUAUAAGCAAUUGACUUUAUUUGACUUCUUUCUAAUCCUGGAAUGUCUUCUUUUGUGUUUUCUGGGGUUUUUUAGGGAUGUGUGUGGUGGGGUUAAAUAUAUGAGUCAGGAGGAAAUGGUAACAAAGGCCAGUAGUGGGAGCAUUGUCUUCUCCAUCUUUCCUUUCUGUUAAAACCCUGUCCUACUCCUUGCUGGGCUGUCAAAAGGCAUGGACUUUAUCAAGAGUUGUUGUGCUCAUCUUAUGCACUGUUCAGAGUAGUCUUUCCUGUCUUCAUCCAUUUUAAUUCUGUCUUUUUAAACACAUAUAAGUCGCUUAGCUGGCCAAAAGCUAUUAUUCCAUGGCUGGACCUCACUGGGUGGGAUGUCCCACACUGAGCUCAGUAUCCUGUGUCACUGCUGUGGCUGCAAUGAUAUCAGUUGGCAGUCUUACAGAGACUGAGUUUCCUGAUUUGUGAUGGUUUUGGUAGCAGAUAAAGACACUGCACUAUUCUUAGGAGCUGGGACCUAAUUCUGCUCCUGUCCCAGGCUGGAUUGGAGUUCCUUUCCCACCAUCCCAAGCUGCUCAUCACUGCCAGCCCAAGCCUACUGAUCUGGCCAUUUCCAGUCUUCCCACAAGUUCCAGGUGCUUGACCCCCUCUUGCUGGGCAGCAGCAGGCUGCUCAGGAGGACCAUGCACUCCUGGGCAUUGCUCUGCAGCUCCUCAUCUUCGUGAGGGGAGGAAGGCUCCAGGUGCCCUCUGCUUCUGUGCUUGAUUUGGUUGGGACAGGGUUAAUUUUAAUAAAAGUUAGUGUGAGGCUGCCAUUCUGACUCUCCCCUUCCCUCCUGGGGGACUAGAGCUGUGUGGUGCAAUCUUCCUUCUGUCUGAGUAUUUGUCAUUGUAUCAGGAUCACUAACA
Ficedula albicollis (Collared flycatcher) is the source of this 2634-nucleotide messenger RNA. RefSeq names its product CD200 molecule (gene CD200). Bases 217 to 1146 code for a protein of 309 amino acids. The transcript is spliced from 6 exons. Gene Ontology annotation, molecular function: cell-cell adhesion mediator activity. The record is from RefSeq and is a predicted model, not a curated record. NCBI's taxonomy places the organism in Eukaryota, Metazoa, Chordata, Aves, Passeriformes, Muscicapidae.